AUGAGGGAGGGGCAGGGCGCUGAUGGACAGUCUAGGAGGAACACGUGUAAAAUGCAUUUUAAUGUGCGCCAUAAACGCGAUCACAAACAUCGCUUAGCAGUAGAAAAGGAGGAGGAGGAGGGGCAUCAGCAUGUGGCUCGACGUCGCCGCAAGGAGGGGCGCCAGAGGCGGCAGCGCACCACCUUCAGCACGGAGCAAACACUGCGGUUGGAGGUGGAGUUCCAUCGCAACGAAUACAUAUCGAGAAGUCGACGCUUUGAGCUGGCCGAGACGCUGCGCUUGUCAGAGACACAAAUCAAAAUAUGGUUUCAAAAUCGUCGCGCCAAGGAUAAACGCAUCGAGAAGGCGCAAAUCGAUCAGCAUUACAGGAACUUUGUCGUGGCCAAUGGUUUUAUGAGCACCAUUAUGGGCCAAACGAGUUACGCGACGGCUGCGCCGGCUAACAGCUCAGCGGCGGCCAUGCUAGGCGGCAGCUACUAUGGUGCGGCACCGGCGCUGCAGCCGCUGCUGCCGGCGCCGCUGCCCAAGGACAGGCCGACGCUCGUAAAUAACGCGCGUCGUGCGGAUGUUAAUUAUGUUGACAUUGAGGACCGCCACCACCACAAUCAUCACCAAGUGCAUCCUGACCAGCAGCAGCAGCAGCAGCAACAGCAGCGACGCAGCCGUUUUGUGCCUCCGCCAACGCUUAUUAAUUCGUGCUAG
Molecule: messenger RNA, 702 nt
Organism: Drosophila montana
Lineage: Eukaryota; Metazoa; Arthropoda; Insecta; Diptera; Drosophilidae
Gene: ro
Product: rough
Exons: 3
Coding region: 1-702 (233 amino acids)
Biological process (GO): regulation of transcription by RNA polymerase II
Cellular component (GO): nucleus
Molecular function (GO): RNA polymerase II cis-regulatory region sequence-specific DNA binding; DNA-binding transcription factor activity, RNA polymerase II-specific
Source: RefSeq, a predicted model, not a curated record